AUGAUGCGGUUCCUGACCGUCAUGUGUAGCCUGCCGUUGUCGUUCAUGGGGGAGUUCCUUGAUAUGCCGCCAUACAGGAAGGCCCGCUUCGUCAAGUCAGCUUACUGGGCCGUCGCCCGUGUCAAGGCUUCGAGGUGCCCGUCCUUUCUAUCAGGCGAGAUGAGCGCCUGGUGCAGCUGGCCCACCGUCGUGUACGACAAGGACGGCAAGCCAGACCUAGGGACGCGCCCCCGCCUGCUCCCCGAGAUGUCCGUCCGCGCCGCCUCCAUCGGCUGCGUAGCCAAGGUGUACGAGUUCGUCGAGAACGAAGUCGUCGGCUGGCGGCUGGUCCCGCACCCGGGAUCAGAAGGCGGCUGGUGGAAGUGGAAGUGGGACGACGCGUGCCUCCCGGCCAAAGUCUGGGACGACCUACACUGCGACCUGUCGUCCUUUACGACCAAGAUCAACAAGGUCUUCCGUAUGAACGACGUCAAGUGGGCGCAGGUCUGGCGUUCGGAUUGUGAGUUUGAGCGGCAGGUCUGGACGGGGCGGAUGAUGGACCGGGAGGUGUGGGAGGGGUACGGGGACCCCGGCCGCGUGGAUGGGAAUGCAUGUUAUUGUCGUUGGGGUAGCAGUGGGUGCGGAAUUUGUGUGCUGUUGCCCGAGGCUGAGUUGCCGGAGUGGGAGUUGAUGACGCCGGAUGAGGUCCUGGAGGAAUCUCAUGUCCUGGGGUUUAUGCGGGAGCCUUUGAGCAAGCUUCCCGAUUUGGAAGAAGCCGUGAAGGAGUAU
Molecule: messenger RNA, 768 nt
Organism: Colletotrichum phormii
Lineage: Eukaryota; Fungi; Ascomycota; Sordariomycetes; Glomerellales; Glomerellaceae
Exons: 1
Source: RefSeq, a predicted model, not a curated record